AUGGGGAUACUCAAUGUACAGGGCGAAAGCCUUCAGCGCAUGAUUGCUGUUCUUGGCGCGGUCGCGUUCUUGAUUCAAGGGUACAAUCAAUCUGUUAUGAAUGGCUUCACGACAUUGCCUAGUUUUAUCGCUGCUAUUCCAGAAGUCGACACGAUUAACACCACGGGCGCGCAGGCGUCUCAUAACUCCUUGAUUCUAGGACUUGUGGUGGCUAUUUUUGAACUUGGAUCUGCUAUUGGUGCUCUCUCCUGCCUCGUCAUUGGUGAUAGACUUGGUCGUCCCAGGACAAUGUUGGUAGCUGGAUGUACUUGUGUCGUCGGUGUCAUCAUCCAAGCGUCUACCUACUCCCUUGCGCAAAUUCUCGUUGGAAGAAUCGUCACUGGCCUCGGCAUUGGUAUGUACACUGGAACUGUCCCCAUGUACGUGAGUGAGACAGCCAGUGCCCAGAAGCGCGGACAACUUGUACUAGUAGAAGGUGUAUUUGCUCUAAGUGGUCUCGCUGUUGCAUCAUGGGUCAAUUUCGGCAUGUUCCAUACGACAGGUUCAGUUAGCUGGAGAUUCCCCAUUGCUCUUCAACUGGUUUUUCUCGCUAUUAUUCUUUCACUUACCCCAUGGCUACCCGAGUCUCCUCGAUAUUUGAUCAAGAAGGGCAGGAACGAAGAAGCUAUCGCAAUCAUGGCCAGACUUAUGGGCCUCUCAGAGACAGACGAUGAGGUUACAAAGGAGAUUACUGUUAUCCAAUCUGCUCUUGAGAGAGAUGCUGGACACCGAGAAAAAAAUUCCGCCAACCCAUUCUCUAUGAACGAAAACAGACACCUUCAUCGACUCUUGCUCGCGGCAGGCGGUACCAUGAUGACACAAAUGAGCGGUAUCAACGUGAUCGCCGGAUACUCUACUUCCAUCUUCGAAGGUACCCUCGGCUACUCCGGCAGCGAUGCCAGAAUCUUCUCCGCUUGUCUGCAGAUUGCUCUAGCACUGGGUGGACUAACAGCAAUUUUCCUCGUGGACCGAGUUGGCCGUCGGCCAAUGAUGAUUUUCUCCUUAGCCUCCAUGGUUAUAGCCCAGUCAGCCGUUGCAGGCCUCACAUCUCACAUGACAGCAUCAACCGGCAAAGGAGCAGUAUUCUUCUAUUUCUUCGCCGAGUACUUCCUCCCGAUUGGUAUGUUCAUCAUGCCAUUCAUGUAUGGGUCCGAGAUCGCGCCCUUGUCCAUUCGCCAUAUCGUUGCGUCCACAACCGCCGUAUCUAGCUGGCUCUUUAACUUUAUGGUGGCCGAGGUCACUCUCGUUGCAUUCGACAAUAUUGGCUGGAAGUAUAAUAUUGUUUAUGCUGUCACCAGCGCUGCAGGCUGUGUUGUCAUUUAUCUGUUCUAUCCUGAGACUCGUGGAAGAUCACUCGAGGAGAUCGAUGAGAUUUUCCUGCAAUCCAAAUCGAUCUUCGAUCCUGUACGAGUGGCUAAAAAGCUUCCUAUUGGCUUUGAUGUUUUGAAUACCAUUGAAACUUCCACAAAGGAGGCCUCGCAACGUGAUGAGGUGGCUUGA
Messenger RNA from Penicillium angulare, 1539 nucleotides. Its product is annotated as sugar porter family MFS transporter. The coding region runs from base 1 to 1539 and encodes 512 amino acids. Gene Ontology annotation, biological process: carbohydrate transport; transmembrane transport. The transcript has 3 exons. The record is from RefSeq and is a predicted model, not a curated record. Gene Ontology annotation, molecular function: carbohydrate:proton symporter activity. Gene Ontology annotation, cellular component: membrane. NCBI's taxonomy places the organism in Eukaryota, Fungi, Ascomycota, Eurotiomycetes, Eurotiales, Aspergillaceae.